UUGUUGUUGUUUUUUGUUCUCUCAGAAUAGGCAGAUCCCUUAAGUGCUCUAUCAAACUGAAGUUUUUCUGAAAGCCACAGUGAAAUUUAAUCAGCAAUUAAAAUAACUCAGGAUUUAACAUCACUAAAACUCGCUCCUGUAAUUUAUAUCGCCCAUUUAACAAUAGCUCUCAGUGGUGGGAGGUUACACUUUAAAUCUGCAUUACAAAAACCUAAUAAAAUAAAAUAAAAAAAAUACAAGCUAUUAAGAAUAUUUAGUCAAAGGAGAUUUACCCAGCAUGCAUUAAAUCAGCUGGAGCGACAGUGCUGGAGAGUCUCUGCUUUCCCUGCAUGGAGUGGGAGAAAGUGUUUUCACUCCGUGUUUUCUGCUCGUUCAUGUGCAUUUCAGGUACCGUAUAAUGACUCAGAGUUGGCAGCACCAGCCUGAAGACAGGCCCAACUUCUCAACCAUCCUGGAGAGAAUCGACUACUGCUUACAGGACCCCGAUGUGGUGAACGUGGCUCUGCCUAUCGAGUAUGGGCCAGUACCCGAGGAGGAGGAACAUGCCCCCAUGCGCCCCGAUGACCCCUCAGCUCCGACUGUGCUGGUGAAUCCCCAGGUGCCCGAUGGGGAGGCUCCACAGCCACCUCCCGCCUACCCCACAGAGGAGAACCGGAGAGGAGGGGAGCACGUUGUUGUGACGAGCACAGCGUCUGAGGCCAAAGCACAACCAUCGGCUCAGCCCCAGCCAUACCUCCACAUGCACCAGCACCCUCACACACAGACCACCAACACAGUCACCUCUGCUGCCCCCGCCACACUCACUGCCAAGGGACCUCAUGUCACCACCCAGCCCAGCUCAGAGGGAGGACACAUCAACCUGGCUUUCGCCCAGGGCCACCCCUCAGAGAAGGACGCCCACACUGGGAAAAGCAGCAGUCUGUGGAACCCUACGUACAGCUCGUGGUUCCUGCAGCAGCAACAGCAGCAACAGCAGAGGCAAGGAGGGGUGGGCGGAGCAGGAGGCAGUAGUGGCAGGGUUCCUGGAGAGGGGCAGGAGCACGUGGACCGGACAGUGGCUGAGGUGGCCGGGGCGUUAGGUCUCCAGCACCAGCACAAGCAAUUCCAGCCUCAGCUCCAGCAGCAGCACCAACUCCAACUGCGGCACCAUCAGCAGCAGCAGCAGGGUCUAUGCAGACCUCUGCUACCCCCUCCACCUCCUCCCGCUGCCCAGUCUCCCCUACUUUUAGAUUCAGCCGCCUUGCCCCCAGUCCCCCUCUACAGACUGAGACGUUUCCCCUGUGGCACCAUCGGAUACGGCUACCAGGAGCAAGGCCUCCCCAUGGAGUCCAGUCACAGUAACGCCAACCCACCUCCUCCACCCCAGCAGGGCAGCAUGCCCUCCUCAGCAGCCCACCAGAGGGGGGGACCCAUUCCUACGUCAGUGUCCAUGGGUCAGUCAGGUAUACCCGAGGAUAGCCGCCCACUGCUAGUUACGAUGGGGACGGUUCAGGACCCACGGCUGCCCAGGAUGGAGGGCCACAACGCCACUGUGCUUUAGCCCACAGGCCUGCGCAGAAAGUCUUCUUUUUCAGGCCCCGUCUUUGGAGACUGUGCGAGUCACACAGCAAGAAACACUGUGCCGUGAGAGACUAUUUUUCACCACUCCUCCCGUCCCACCAUUUUGGAAAGAACCCAUCUCUCUAAAACGGGCUUUUUACACCAGAACCUUUGAGGUGUGUUCAAACCCCAGUGGAUGCUAAAGCACAUCGGAGAACUAAAAAGCUUUGGGAGGCAAAAUGUAGAGUCAAACAUAGUUUUGAGAAUAUAAAAAAAAGAAAAUGUAUUUUUUCAACAUUGGAGCGAUUGAGUGAGAAAACUGAGAAUCACCUGGAAGACUUUCCACACGAUUGUGACUAGGAGAGGUCAAGCUAAUGUUCGACUGAGGAGGCUUCACGACUAUCAGAAACAGACUAUGAGGAGGAAUAAAUCUCUAUAUUUUGCCAGACUUUGACUCUCAACCUUUGGUGAUCAGUUUGACUGUAGCUGCCAGCCACAUGUGUCAUUCUUCUGCAGAGCCCUCACACUGUUCCUCAUCACUUUGGGAAAAGAAAAAAAAAUGCAGCGUGGUAAAUAGCUUGUAUCAGACUAUUUUUCAAGAAUAUCACAGGAGGUGACGCUGGAUUACCAGAGACAUUUCUACUAAAAAAAAUAAAUGAUAAUAAUAAUAAAAAUAAUAAUAAGAAGAAGAAGAAUACU
Oreochromis niloticus (Nile tilapia) is the source of this 2238-nucleotide messenger RNA. RefSeq names its product ALK tyrosine kinase receptor-like. The record is from RefSeq and is a predicted model, not a curated record. The coding region runs from base 398 to 1540 and encodes 380 amino acids. NCBI's taxonomy places the organism in Eukaryota, Metazoa, Chordata, Actinopteri, Cichliformes, Cichlidae. The transcript has 2 exons.